This is a messenger RNA of Xenopus laevis (African clawed frog), 1227 nucleotides long. RefSeq names its product serine protease 27. The transcript has 6 exons. Bases 96 to 1130 code for a protein of 344 amino acids. The record is from RefSeq and is a predicted model, not a curated record. NCBI's taxonomy places the organism in Eukaryota, Metazoa, Chordata, Amphibia, Anura, Pipidae.
CUCAUUUGUUAGCUAAAGUUGGUAACUCCCACUGUAGGACAGAAUAGAUAUACAGCCAGUCUCUGUACUCAGUGGCCAGACGAAAGGAAAUAAUCAUGAACUGGUUCCGUUUAAUGAGAACUCUGCUCCUGCUGAACUUGGGACUAAUUGGGGUCACUGAAGCUGCAGUAGAAUGUGGAAGGCGCCAGCUGUUAAAUCGCAUCAUGGGAGGGCAAGAUUCAAAGCCAGGCAUGUGGCCCUGGCAAGUGAUGUUUUAUAGCAAGGAUUUUGAGUUAUGUGGGGGAACCCUUAUAACAAAUAAUUGGGUUGUCUCUGCAGCUCACUGUUUUAACAGUACAAACCCACCUUCAUUCUACAAUGUUUAUCUUGGAGUCUACCAGAUAAGUGAGCCAAAUGGCAAUGAGGUUGUCAUGGAAAUCAAAAGAUUUAUUGUUCAUCCUAAUUACACUUCCCCUGAGUUUGGCUUUGAUAUUGCCCUUGUGGAGCUCAGCAGGGGUGCCAAUUACACCAACUACAUCCAACCAGUUUGUCUUCCAUCUGUUGGGUUGACUUUGCCAACUGGCCUGCAGUGCUGGGUGACCGGCUGGGGAAACAUCGCAAGUAAUGUCACUCUUCCUGACCCCAAUACCCUCCAGGAAGUAGCAGUGCCUCUGAUUGGUAGUGAGAAGUGCAAUACAUUAUUUCAAGUUCCAUCUCCUUUAGACCCAAACACAUAUGUGAUUUCAAAUGACAUGUUAUGUGCUGGAUACAUCAAUGGUGGAAAAGACUCUUGCCAGGGUGACUCUGGUGGACCUUUGGUUUGUGCUGAAGCCAAUCACUGGUAUUUGGUUGGGGUUGUGAGCUUUGGUGUGGGCUGCGGGCAACCCAACCGUCCAGGAGUAUAUACCCGACUGAAUGCGUAUUUGGGAUGGAUUGAGUCAUAUGUUCCUGAAGUCUCAGCCAAUGUUCUAAAUGUGUCCUUCACAGGCCCCUUUAUUUCUCUCUAUAAUAAUAUAACGACCACCACCGAUGUUUCAGUAACUAGGAAUGUGACUUCUCCAACCACCACAGGUGUUCCUGGGGCAGGUACAACUAUUGUUGCCUCCACCUUUGUCCUUGCAUGGAUAUUUCUUCUAUUGACCUGUUUAUGAAGGCCCUCAUCAUCUCUGCUGCUUAUAUUUACAAGUUUUUAAUAAAUGAAUAUAAAUCAAUAAAAGUGUGUUUAAAUAAAAUCUAUUGACAAAUGCA